AUGGCUACAUACCCUUUCCCUAUACCGCACGACUCCCCCUUCCCGAUGGGGAAUAUUCCUUUUGGAAUUUUCAGUACCGAAGCACAUCAAACCCCACGGCCAGGGGUCGCGUUAGGGGACUUUGUCCUUGAUCUACAAGAAUUGAUUGCUCUUGGACUCGAGUACUCAUUGUAUGCCUUGACUUACUUACCCUUUUUAUUACCCAAGUCCUCAUUGAAUCAAUUUACUGCCCUGGCACCGAGUCUGCGCCGUGAUUUUCGCUCGUCAAUCCAGUCAAUGAUCCAUAAUGAGGCUUCAGUCCUCUAUAAGCCCGUAGGCCCUGGCCGCCGCCCUGCAAUUGUUCCCGGAACAGAAGCAAAGAUGCAUUUGCCCAUGAGAAUUGGAAGCUUCACAGACUUCAUGUGCUCGUUGGAGCAUGUACAGACCGUUGGGAAGCUUGCAGGAUAUCCCACGGUCCCACCGAACUUCUAUCACAUCCCGUUGGCCUACAACGGGAGAGCUUCUUCGAUUAUCGUCAGUGGCCAAGACCUUCCCCGACCGAUAGGCAUGCUGCCAGGAUCUGACAUCCCAUACUACUCGCACAGCCGAAAGCUUGAUUACGAGGUAGAAAUGGGGGUCUUCAUCUCACAAGAGAUACCCUACGGCGAAUCAGUCAAUGCAGCAACUGCACGCGAACACAUCUUUGGCUUUGUCUUGAUGAAUGACUGGAGCGCUAGAGAUAUCCAGUUCUACGAAAUGACGCCUCUGGGGCCGUUUAAUGGCAAGGCUGCAGGCACUAGUAUCUCGCCUUGGAUUGUCACGUUGGAUGCGUUGGAGGAAGCGGGUGCUUUGAUCGUGUCAGAGGCGCGCGGAUUAGUGGGGGGAAAGAACACGAUGUCUCCGUUCUUGCAGUGUCCUUAUGACAUUUCUGCUCAAGUCAGACACUCAGGGGAUGGAGGGUCAUCGAAGGAAAUGCUUGGAAUAUCAGACCUCAAGCAUCUUCACUGGUCCCCGUUCCAGAUGUUGGCACAUCAAAGCAGCUCUGCAUGCGGAAUAUCUACUGGCGAUCUUUUUGGAACUGGUACUCUCUCCUCAACAGUAGAGCAGUCUGGCUGUCUUCAAGAGAUAGUAUCGGGUGGGCAACGCCCCAUGAAACUAUCAGACGGAUCAGAACUAACUUGGUUGGAGGAUGGUGACACUGUAAUUAUGGAGGCUUGGGCAGGUUCUAGGGGAAAGCAAAUUGGAUUUGGAGAGCUACGUACCCUUGUUACUCCAGGAAGAACCCCUAACUCUGAAUAG
Molecule: messenger RNA, 1278 nt
Organism: Aaosphaeria arxii CBS 175.79
Lineage: Eukaryota; Fungi; Ascomycota; Dothideomycetes; Pleosporales
Exons: 6
Coding region: 1-1278 (425 amino acids)
Biological process (GO): L-phenylalanine catabolic process; homogentisate catabolic process; L-tyrosine catabolic process
Molecular function (GO): fumarylacetoacetase activity
Source: RefSeq, a predicted model, not a curated record